AUGCAGAAAGCUUGGAUUUAUGAAGAACAUGGCCCAAAGGAAGUACUUGAGCUAAGAGAGAUUGCAGUUCCUCGUCUCAAGCACAAUCAGUUACUUGUUCAAGUUCGCGCUGCAGCUUUAAAUCCUAUUGACUCUAAGAUGCGCCAACGACCCAUUGUUCCUGCAUGUUUUCCUAUGAUCCCGGGCUGUGACAUGGCUGGUGUUGUGACAAAAAAAGGCGACAGCGUUUUGGAGUUCAAAAUAGGUGAUGAGGUAUAUGGUAACAUUCAGGACUUCUGUGCAGAUGAAGUUAAACAGCUUGGGACUUUAGCUGAAUUCAUCGUCGUGGAGGAGCAUCUGGUGGCUUUGAAGCCGAAAAACCUCUCAUUUGAGGAGGCGGCCAGUUUACCAGUGGCAGUUCAAACAGCAAUUCAGGGGUUCAGAACCGCGGGUUUUAAGGAGGGACAGUCAGUUUUUGUAGUUGGGGGAGCUGGUGGAGUCGGAACAUUGGUUGUUCAAUUGGCCAAGUACUUGUUUGGAGCUUCUAAGGUUGUGGCAACAACUAGUACUGCAAAACUCAAGUUUGUAAAGAGCUUAGGUGCUGAUACGGUUGUAGACUACACCAAGACUCGAUACGAGGACAUCAAGGAGAAGUAUGAUUUAGUAUAUGAUACCGUUGGUGACUCGAAGAAUUCAAGUAUUGUAGCUGAGGAUCACGCACCAAUAAUUGACAUAACAUGGCCUCCUUCGAAUCCAAGAGCAAUUCAUUCUGGUCUGACAGUCUCUGGAGAAAUUUUGGAAAAGCUUCGACCAUAUUUAGAAAGUGGAGUCCUCAAGGCCGUGAUUGAUCCUGCAGGACCUUUUCAUUUCUCCGACGUACCACAAGCUUUCGGAUAUCUAGAAACCGGAAGAGCCAGAGGAAAGGUUGUCGUAUCAUCUUUUCCGCGCCAGUCACCAUCCCUUAUGACAUUACUUAUCGAUUAAGUUGAUCAAGACACCUGAAAUGAACGUUGAUGUUCAUACCUAAGUUUAAUGUGUUAAUCAGUCUGAAAGCUCAUGUAUAAAGAAUGUAACUGGUAAUUUUCGGAAGAAAUAAAGUAUAGCUAAAGUUUCCAA
This is a messenger RNA of Daucus carota subsp. sativus, 1095 nucleotides long. Its product is annotated as 2-methylene-furan-3-one reductase-like. NCBI's taxonomy places the organism in Eukaryota, Viridiplantae, Streptophyta, Magnoliopsida, Apiales, Apiaceae. The record is from RefSeq and is a predicted model, not a curated record. The coding region runs from base 1 to 963 and encodes 320 amino acids. Gene Ontology annotation, molecular function: oxidoreductase activity, acting on the CH-CH group of donors, NAD or NADP as acceptor. The transcript is spliced from 3 exons.